AUGGAUUACACCCCCUCCCAUACGGCCGACGAGGCUGUGCGCACUUCGGCGAAGCGCACAGCCGACCUCUUCGGCGCCGAAUACCUGAUGGUCACACCCUCGACCCUGACAGAUGGUUCCAUCGGCGUUUCCUACCGACGAAAGGCAGAAUACCAGGAUGCCAAGGCGGCGGCAGGCCGAACGAAACGCCCCAAGAUCCAGUCACAGGCACCGGCGGACCAGAGCGGCGCGUCCAUGUCGCUGGUGAAGAGGACGCCGGGCGCCGGUGCCGCCGGUGGUGAGGACCAACCCAAGAGCCUGAUCCAGCGACCAUCUGCCACGAAGCAACAGAGACCGGACUGGCAUGCGCCGUGGAAGCUGAUGCGUGUGAUCUCGGGCCAUCUGGGAUGGGUGCGCAGCUUAGCUGUGGAGCCGAAUAACCAGUGGUUUGCCAGUGGAGCUGGAGAUCGCACCAUCAAGAUCUGGAAUCUGGCCACGGGUGCCUUGCGAUUGACGCUUACGGGUCACAUCUCGACUGUACGUGGGCUGGCCGUGUCGCCGCGGCACCCGUAUCUCUUUUCGUGUGGUGAAGAUAAGAUGGUCAAGUGCUGGGACCUGGAAACAAACAAAGUCAUUCGACACUACCAUGGUCACCUUAGCGGUGUCUACACGCUUGCCCUCCACCCCCGUCUCGACCUACUGGUCACGGGUGGUCGAGAUGGUGUGUGCCGGGUCUGGGACAUGCGCACGCGGAGCAACGUCCACGUCCUGGCCGGACACAAGGGUACCGUGGCCGAUAUCAAGUGCCAGGAAGCCGACCCGCAGAUCAUUUCUGGCUCCCUCGACGCCACCGUGCGGCUGUGGGAUCUGGCCGCGGGCAAGAGCAUGGGAGUACUGACACAUCACAAGAAGGGCGUUCGUAACCUCGCCGUCCACCCGAGCGAGUUCACCUUCGCCAGUGCCAGCACUGGCAGCAUCAAGCAGUGGAAGUGUCCGGAAGGCGCGUUUAUGCAGAACUUCGAGGGCCAAAACGCCGUCAUCAACUCUCUCGCCGUCAACGACGACAACGUUCUUUUCUCCGGCGGUGAUAAUGGCUCCAUGUCCUUCUGGGACUGGAAGACCGGUCAUCGCUUCCAGUCUAUCGAUACCACCGCCCAGCCUGGUUCUCUUGAUGCCGAGGCUGGUAUCAUGGCUUCGACCUUCGACCGCACUGGCCUGCGUCUUCUUACCGGUGAAGCCGACAAGACUAUCAAGGUCUGGAAGCCGGACGAGGAGGCCACCCCCGAGACCCAUCCGGUGACUUGGGCUCCCACUCUUGGCAGAACACGGUAUUAA
This is a messenger RNA of Penicillium alfredii, 1314 nucleotides long. RefSeq names its product WD40 repeat domain-containing protein. The record is from RefSeq and is a predicted model, not a curated record. Gene Ontology annotation, molecular function: protein binding. NCBI's taxonomy places the organism in Eukaryota, Fungi, Ascomycota, Eurotiomycetes, Eurotiales, Aspergillaceae. Gene Ontology annotation, cellular component: precatalytic spliceosome; Prp19 complex; catalytic step 2 spliceosome. Gene Ontology annotation, biological process: mRNA splicing, via spliceosome. The transcript has 2 exons. Bases 1 to 1314 code for a protein of 437 amino acids.